UUGUCCUCCCCAGAUCAGCGCUCGCCGUCGCUCGCGACCUUUUGUCCUUUGAGCCAGCUGCCCCACCGUCAUCCGGUGGUCCUCCUCUGCUCCAGCACCUGUCCUCCUGCUCUUUCGCCGCACCUCUCGCAAAGACACCCAGGUCGCUCUGCCACUGAGCAUCCCGCCCCGCUUCUGUCACCUCCCUCUGCUUGAUGAUGGGCAGCCGCAGCAAGCAGCCUCGAGUCCUCGGGCCUGACGACGCCCUGCCCAACCUUUCCUCCGAAGCUUCCUCCCAACCUCAUCCAGAGCACCCGCUCGCCAAGAGCCCUGCCUUCUCAUCGCAAGGCACCCCCGCUGCCUCGCACCCACAGCCUGCGCCUGUGUUUUCCGUGCCUUCUGCCACCCCGGUCCGACCCCGGAACCCCCUCGUGGACCAGCGUCUGGUUUCGUCCGUGCCUGUAAAGCCAUAUCGACCCCCGUCGCCGGCCGGGCAUCGCCAGAGGAGCCAGUCCCUGACCAGCGCCAGGCUCCAGCAUCAUAUUGCCGAGCAUGAAGGCCCCAUCCCACCCCCGUUCGCCCCCUCGGUUGCCAGCUCCUCGACUCAGUCCAAGCGCCGAGCCUUGAUGGCAAAAUCGCGACACCUCAGCUCCGCCGUCACCUAUUCCUUUGGGGAGGUGGACAACUCCCAGCUCCAAACCCUCUAUGAAGGCGUGAUCCGCGACGAUCUGGAUGCGAGAUCGUCUCUGAUUCUGCGCUGCUGCCUCACUCCGGCCGAUGUUCCCUUGCCUGGGCACGACAUUGAAACGCUGCCGACCCUGCUCCAGGAUUUUAUGAAUGACAAGAAUGUCCAUGCCUACUUUCGCGGCAGGAGUCCUCUGACCAAGGACAGCGUCUUUGUCCAACAGAUCCUGCUCGCGUCUCUGAUUUCAUACAUCUUUGACCCUUCCGAUUUCUAUCCCGAAGAGCAUCGCUUUCCGCCCGCUGAGGAAGAUCUUGUCAAGAAGACCAAGUAUAUGGAGAUCGGUCUGCGAAUUGUCGGCGAGCGCUUUGCUCCUAACGGCUUGCCGCUCGAUGCCGCGUGGCUGGUCUUUUAUCGCGAUCUGAAGAUCCAGAUCUUUGUCCACAAGCUGCUCUACGAGUACCGCGACGACGCAACUUUGGCAGAGCGAGGCGUGAUGACCCUGUUCAACCACCGCCUCGAACCCGUCAAUCUGGACUCGGAAGACCUGGAACCCGAGCUCCGCGACACCCUGCGGCUUUACAACAAGACCUUCCAGAACGAGGUGCUCAAUCCCAGCGCCCGAUCAUUCAUCGCCGAUAACCACUCUUAUCGCGAGUUUGUUCGAAAAGGCAUUGACUACCUCAAGAACGUGUAUCGUCACAUUAUUGCCUCGCGAGCAUCGCACCCCGCCUCUGCGAGCCAGAGCCACAGUGCAAAGCAUGCCCUCGCGUUCACGUCUCACACAAGCACCACCGACUCGGGCGCCGCUCCCCGACUCCACGCUGCCGACGGUGCCAACCCUUUCAUGCCGUUGUUUGACGAUGUGGCGUAUUCUCACCGCCAGAACGGCUCCAAGUCUGCAUCUCGAUCUGUGCCGCUGGAUGAACAGAUCGGAGAAGAUCGCUCUCACGACGGACGGCUGAAAGAGCGGCUGAAUCGAGCUGCCGAGCACCGUGAUCGAAACGAUAAACUGAUGAUGGAUCUCAGGGCCGCUCAGAAGGCGUCCGACGACAAUGUCGACGACCCUCUGCCGCGACACAUGGACAUCCUGGAGCGAGCCUUCCCCAAGCAGAUGUCGAUCUCGACCAAGUCGCCAAAGGAUACGGUAUCGAACUCUGCAAAGAGGCCGCUCGAGGAGAAGCCUGUGGUGCGUUUUCAAGAGGCCAUAACCGGGGCAGAGGACGAUGCCGACGACGACUACGAUGACUAUGCCGACGAUUACGACGACGGCGACGAAUAUGCCGACGAAAACAGAGGAGAUGUGGGUAACAACGGCAGCGCCUCCGCUUCAGCUGGCCUAUGCGUCCGACGCCUGCCUCCUUCAUUCGUGAAGCCUGCUGAUGGAUCGUCUACCCAUUCCCAGUUUGGCCAGACGACUUACGCUCUCAAACGCAAGGGCCACGAAGAUGACGCCGACGAGUAUCGCGAGUUUGUCUCCUUCAAGCGUCCCCGCGGCGAGACAUUCCCGGGAGGCGCCGGAGUGCGCCGGCGGCUCAGGCCGCGCAUUCCGUGGUCGAUUGAGGAGACGCAAUGUCUGGAGCAGGCACUUCACGAAUAUGGCGGCUCUUGGGUGCAGAUCCUCCGAGCGUACGGCGAGAACGGAUACACCAGCAACGCCUUGUCGCGACGAUCCAACAUCAAUCUGAAGGACCGGGUCCGGGCCGUGACCCAGCGACUGCUCCGGGAGGGCAAGGACCCUGGUAUCUGGGGCGUGUACUGCUGCGCGAUCAACCCCCCGGACCUGGGCGUUGUCGGCUCAUCCGUCAAGAGGGAGCCUUGAUGCCAGCCCGCUCCCAGCGCAUGUCCUGGCCUUCCGCCCUGGCCGCCGCGCCCUCCACUCCACUCCACUCCACUCCCCACUCCACUCCAUCGAGCCCUUUUGUCCACCACACCGGCUCGCCCGGCUUUUGUUUCUGUGUUGCCCUCGCCCUCGCCCUCGCCCUC
Molecule: messenger RNA, 2647 nt
Organism: Polychytrium aggregatum
Lineage: Eukaryota; Fungi; Chytridiomycota; Chytridiomycetes; Polychytriales
Exons: 5
Coding region: 195-2483 (762 amino acids)
Biological process (GO): telomere maintenance via telomere lengthening
Molecular function (GO): double-stranded telomeric DNA binding
Source: RefSeq, a predicted model, not a curated record